AUGUACUUCAUAAUUCAGAAUAUUAAGAAGACAGCUCUACUCUCUGAGCAUGUUAAUCUACUUAUCACUGAGAUGAAACCUGAGGCAGCAGAUCAGAAAAUGCGGGAUUUUGAGAUACAGAUUGAUCUGACUAAAGAGAAGCAGCAGAAACUCUUCUCUGAGAAGACAGUUAAGAGAGAUUUUAAGUUGAUUAUCAUCUCAGAUAAGAAGAAGAAGAAGAAGAAUAAGAAUGAGAAGUGA
This is a messenger RNA of Blastomyces gilchristii SLH14081, 240 nucleotides long. RefSeq lists its product as uncharacterized. The coding region runs from base 1 to 240 and encodes 79 amino acids. NCBI's taxonomy places the organism in Eukaryota, Fungi, Ascomycota, Eurotiomycetes, Onygenales, Ajellomycetaceae. The record is from RefSeq and is a predicted model, not a curated record. The transcript has a single exon.